Molecule: messenger RNA, 2656 nt
Organism: Brassica napus (rape)
Lineage: Eukaryota; Viridiplantae; Streptophyta; Magnoliopsida; Brassicales; Brassicaceae
Exons: 2
Coding region: 1-885 (294 amino acids)
Source: RefSeq, a predicted model, not a curated record
AUGGAUUUAGAAAAAUUUGAGAAUUAUCCAUGGGGGAGAGUGGCGUUUAAGGUGCUGAUGGAUUCUCUGAAGGCAAAAGACUUGACGCAAACAGGUUACACUGUUGAUGGGUUUAUACAUGUUAUCCAGGGGUGGGCGUACUAUGCUAUGCCAGAAUGGGGUGCUAAUUAUGGGUCUCCCGUACCAGACAGAACGUCUCCACUGUUGCUGGCUUACAAGGGUGGCCAAGGACGACGCAGAUGUUUUAAGUCGGCUAUCAACAGACAAAUUAACGUGAACAACUUUGUUCAAAAGGACCUUGAUGAAAUGUUUCCAGAAUGGGACAGAGACGUAGAGGACCCUGCCGCGGAUAACAUAAUUAAAGUCAUGUUUAAUAAUCCUGGAUGGAAGUGGACCAUGGACUGCUGGACAGUCACCGGUACUCACAAGGUUGUGAAGAUGGAAGUGAGUCCAGUGAAGAAUGAAGUGAGUUCAGUGAAGACGGAAGCGACUACAGUGAAGUCAGAGAGUGUUGUGAAGGAAGAAAGUAGCAGACCUCGGAAGAAAGCUCGUAAAGGGUCUUAUGUUUCUGCUGAGGCACCUGCAGCGGGUAGUGAUGGCUUUGGGAUGACGAAAGAGCAGAUUGAAAGGGCCUUCAAGGACAUAUCUGAUGCCAUUAGUGAUGGCUUUGGGACGUGCCUUAAGGAGAUCAAGUUGCUGGGGGAUAGGAUGGGAGCUGUGGAGAAGAUGAUCACCAAAAAAGGGAGUUCAUCUGAUGAUCUUCAACUUACAACCACUUCAAAUCCACCAAAACCUGUGCACGAACCCGGUGUUAGUACCAAAACCUCUCCCAAAAUUGCAGAGAAGAGAGUCACUUGGCAAAGUGUUAGGAAGAGUCAGAACUGAUGUGCUUUGUUUCUUGUGUGCUUUGAUGAACAAUUGUAUGCUUUGAUUCUGAACAUGUGUGCUUUGUUUCUAGUGUGCUUGGAUCUUUGUUGUAUGGAUUUUGUUUCAUGUGUGAAUUUGAUCUUUGGUUAAUAGUUUAUAAAUACAUUGUGAACUCGAAAUUGCAGAGUGAAAGUGUGAAUGGGGCGAAAGCAUGACAGAAUGAAGCCAAAGAACAUAGUGUUACUACAGAACUGAGUUCCUCAACAGAGCUCUGUCUUGUGAAACCUGCAGACGACUUACCGAGUGAUGAACCUAGCGUUCUUAUAUUGGACAAACAAGUAUCCACUGCUUCAGAUUUACUCUUGGAGGAAGCUAGAAGGUAGACAAAGAAGGAGACUGCUAUGGUGAAUCUCCGUGAAAAAAGUGAGCGAGAAAGGAAACUUGCUCCCACACAGCAAACUCCUUUUAAGGGAAACAUCACUGCCAAACAGAUCAUUCCAAACAAAAAGGUUGGCCGAGGCUAUGAUCCUUUUGCACCCUAUGACAAGAAGAAGUCGAAGGAGCUCACUGAAUGGCUGGAACAAGAUCCGUAAGUUGCUGGAAUGUCCUAUAAAACAGUUCUUGAAAAAAAAUGAUUGAUUAUUUACAUUUUGUGUUUGCAGUUCUUAUAAACUGCCUCUAAACAAAAACCACGUAGAUGUCCAAGUCUGUUUUAUCAUGUCCUCCGAACCUCCUUAGAAUGGCUGACCGGCCAUGUUAGUCAUAUGUUAUUUUCUUACUCUUAUACGUAAGUCGUCUGGUAGUUCUUCUGACUUGUAUUGUUUUAUAUGCAGCAAAUGGAUGCUUUUAUUAAUUUACUGAGGCAACGGUACCAAGACCAUCCACAACAUUUCAGGAGCGAGAGAAUGUGCUUUCUUGAUCAUAUAUUUUCUCGGCAGUGGAGGGCCUCCUACCCUAAUUUUAAGAGCGACAAGGGAGAUGCCAACGGUUUAGGAAGAAGACUCCUAAGUGGGGUGUGGAAUUAUCAUGCAGGCGAGAUACCUUAUUUUUGCCAAUCUAAGAAGGUUUGGGGGGUGGAUGUGGAUGAUAUCUAUCCACCUGUGAACUUCAAGAACCAGCAUUGGUUUGCUAUAUGGAUAUCGAUCCCUAGGAGGCACGUAGUCGUCUGGGACAGUAUCAUCAAACAUAUUAGCCCUGAAGAACUCGAUGAGGUAAUGGAGCCUUUUGUCACAAUGGUCCCUUAUCUGCUUGUUGAGUGUGCUAUCUCUGUCGAACAAAAGGUUCAAUACACAUUGGAGCCAUACACAUAUGAGAGACAAACCGUUGGAGUACCUCAGUGCCGAGCUGGUGAUUGUGGCCCCUUCACUCUGAAGUACAUUGAAUGUCAUGCUCUUGGGAUGGAAUUUCCGAAAGCGUUUUGUACUAGAAACGGGAAGACCAUCAGGGAGAAGAUGGCGUUGGAUAUAUUUCAAGAGCUUCCUAUGUGCCAUGAAUGGGAAACCAAGACAAUGAUGAGAACCUGGGAACAUAUGAGUAGAUAUUGGAUGUGUUCUUUGUAUUUGAACUUGAACUUGAUGCUUUUGUGUACUGUUGUAUGGUAGAUUAGGCUACGUUAACAGGGUCAAGAUAGGAUGAUGUUUUUUGUAACCUAUCCUCAUGCCAAACUGUAACCUAUCCUCAUACCAAACUAGAAUUCCGUAGGAAAUUAGUUUGGUAGUGCAGUAACCUUUCGGAUAAUGUAAUGUUUGACUUGUCUUUUUAAAUUGCAUUGUCGUUGGACGACUAACCA